AGAUGGUGCUUUUUCCCAUUCCAUCCAAUCUGUUACUCAGUCAGCUAUUGACUUUAAAUUUGACCUUUUUUUGUUUUCCAAAGCACAGAAGACCUUUAAAUAAAUCUCCAUCUUUCAGCUAUGAUUCACACUUAACUACACUUGUUGAGGCGCACAACGCACGUUUGAUAAAUAAUAAUGUGGAAUCAGAUGCGUUUCCGUAUUUGAAUUAAAACAGAAAUACGUUAAAAUAUCUGUUCAGUGUGAACGUAGAUAAAUAGUUAAUGUUCCACAUCGAUCGGCUCCUCUUAUUAUUCCAACUGGUUUUGUGGAUGUUUGGAGCUACUUUGCGGUCAUCAGUCCUUCAUCCUGUUCUUCAUCCAGCAGCAGCCCAUCCCUCUCUGUGCUCUCUGUGCUCUGUGUUCUCUGUGCUCGGUGGGCGUGGUGUGAGUUGGGAAAACAAACUGCAGACACCCUCGGAUACUUCCUCACCCUGGUAAACCCUGCAUCACUUCACUUUCCCCACGGCUCCUCGUCAGCUGGCCGUGCGCAAUUCACCAAACAGUCGAGUUGCGCCUUUUUUUGGGGGGGGGCUUCCCAACUGGGCUUUUACGCGCUGGUUGUUGCGCACUGAACCACCGGGACAACAUCUCCGACCAGCACUACUCUGAUUUCUUAUCCGAUGGAGGGAGCAGACUGCACCAGAGAGAGACACACACCGACAGCACUGUGAACGGACGAGCCUUCAGGAGCCGUCAGGAGCCGGCAUGUACUAGUAGUGACAGACGGAGGUUGGAGAGCAACAAGAAACAGCAGACACUGACUAAACAUGAGCGGAGGAGAGAUCAUCUUCCAGGGCUGGCUGAAGAAGUCACCGCCGGAGAAGAAACUGAGAAGAUAUGCAUGGAAGAAACGCUGGUUCAUACUUCGCAGCGGCCGCAUGAGUGGUGACCCCGACGUUCUUGAGUACUACAAGAACGACCACUCGAAGAAACCCAUCCGGGUCAUCGACCUGCACUGCUGCGAGCAGGUGGACGCCGGCCUGACCUUUAAGAGGAAGGAGUUCCAGGACAGCUUUGUGUUUGACAUCAAGACCUCGGACCGCACUUUUUAUCUCGUAGCCGAGACCGAGGAGGAGAUGAACAAGUGGGUCCGCUCCAUCUGCCAGCUGUGCGGGUUCAACCAGUCAGACGACAACCAAGAUGGCAGGUUGCAGCAUAUGCCUCGUUCUGUUGGAGCAGAUGUCACCGGCUCGAUGGCUCCGCUGACCGGGGAACGCAAGUCCUCUGCCCCGAUCCACUCCAGCCAGCCGGUCCUCUUCACCUUUGAUGUGCCUGUGCGCCACACACACCAUGGCUCCCUGUCCAACAGUGCACCCCAGGACUACCUCCUCCUCCACCAGUGCAUGAGCAGGAAGACAGAGAGUGCACGGAGUGCCAGCUUCUCCCAGGCCACACGAAGCAAUCUGUUUGUAGGGAGCGACUCUGCGGUGCAGAAACUCUCCCAUGGCUUUUCCCACUGUCUGAAUGGCAUGGGCGCUCAGUUGCACGGCUUCUACAGCCUGCCCAAGCCAGGGAAACACCAGUUGCCGGGGACUGAUGACUCUUCGCAGGAAGCCUGCUACGUGCUCCCGCGAGGUUACAGCUCUGAGUCGGCUUCUCACAGCGGUCUAGGUGAUCCCGAUCUGGAGAACGAAGAGGUGUACACCUUCAAAACGCCCUGCAACACCCUCGCCACCAUGCACAACAACGAGCGUCCAACCGACAAUUACGACCUUCCUACGACGCCUGGCUCCUUCUACCAGAUCCCCCGGACGUUUGAUAAGAAUCAUAAUAACUUGACGCCCUCCAGCUCUGAGUCGUCCUGUGCUCCUCCUCCCAGGCCCCCUAAACCUAGCCAGGGGUCAGAGGGGCAGUGGGGGAGCCCCCAGUCAGCAGGGAGCCAGAACGGAGAGGUGACGCCGGCAGUGUCGGUUAUCCCACGCAGGAAUACUCUCCCUGCUGUCGAGAACAUCAGGCUGCACAGAGGCUCCUCCUUUGAAACUAACAGCCAUCACCGUCCCAUCCAUUUCAACAACUCAGGCCAGUCUGUGGAGUCUGUCAAUGAUGGGUUCAGCUCUUACCUGCGAACCAGAGCGCCUCUGACUCGCUCAGACAGCGGCAACUCAGAUGACAACUAUGUGCCCAUGAAUCCUGGCUCCUCGCCACUCAGCGCUGCCCAGGCUGACAGUCCUAAAAAUAUCUACAUCCCUAUGAGCCCUGGGCCACAUCACUUUGAUUUCCCAGGAUUCUCCGCAACGUUACCUGCCCGUAAGGGGAGCAGUGCCUCCCUGUGUCACCGGCCCAGCCGCCUCAGUGAUGUCACACCGCCACCCAUCAACCGCAACCUCAAACCUAACAGGAAAUCGAAGCCAACACCUCUUGAUUUGAAGAACAGUGGGAUCAUUGAUGAGCUGCCAUUUAAGAGCCCAGUCACCAUGUCCUGGACACGGCCCAUGCCCGCUAUGAACUCCAUGUCCUCCCAGCACUGUCGACCCAUCUCGACACAAAGCAUCACCAGCACAGACUCCGCAGACAGUGAGGAGAAUUAUGUGGCUAUGCAGAACCCGGCGUCUACCUCCCCGGCCGUGAGCGGCACCAGCAGCCCGGCCCCUAGGAAGUGUGGCAACGUGGACUACCUAGCGCUGGACUUCCAGCCUGGGUCACCCAGCCCGCACAGAAAACCCUCUACAUCCUCUGUGACCUCUGAUGAGAAGGUGGACUACGUGCAAGUCGACAAGGAGAAGACCCAGGCACUGCAAAGCACCAUGCAGGAGUGGACCGAUGUGCGGCAGUCUACUGAACCUGCCAAGGGGGUCAAGUCCUGACACUGACCCGUACAAAACAAUGACAGAAAACACAACAAAAUUCCAACCUUAAGUCAAGCAUCUCUAGUAUCAUGUUUCUAUCAUUACUAUGAAUACUGGUUGGGCUUGUUUAAGACUGAAAUACUUGGACAAAAAGCCAUAACCUAUCCAAUGCCUGUUCUCUGUGAUGAUUUUUACUGCAAUGCACUGCUAACAUGCAGGAUAUCAGGCCAUACAGGUGAAGCGCCCUGCCAAAGCUCUUCAUGCAGACUGUUAUAACGGUCUACGGACUCAUGUGUAUGAAAAUAUCAUCCCUACUCAUCAACCCAUCCUUUAUAAAUUAAGUGUUUCAUCAAAGCUGUCCCCACCCACCCCCCUCUGUCAAACAUCUAGCAGGUAAUUUACCCAAUUGCUGCCAUUUAAAAGAGUAGCAGAGGCUAACUGAUCGAUAACCAUAUUAAUAUACUGUAAGAGUAUGCUUACUGGUCUCAGGAAUGCCAAGAUGCACUCCAAUUUUGGCAUGCAGGCAGACUCUCUCUUUUCACUUCAAUCUAUCAUUUGUGCUGAGUCUUGCAGAAGCAGUGAAGAGAUUAUUUUCACUGCGGGCAAUCAUUUCAGCUUAGCAGUGCAUGUCUGGUAAAGAAGAGGAAGGGAGGGGGGUGGGGGGGAAUACAGCUUUACAAAUACGUAAAGGCCCGUGUCAGAAGCCUUAAUGAUGACUGCACAUGGCUGUUGCCUCGGUUUCAAUUAAGUAUGAGCCCGAACCAUAUUUAAAAAGCUGUCAGGCAGGAUGGCAGGCCAAUUAUUUCAAUGCAGGUACAAAGUCAGUAACGUCCAAAUGUACAGAAUGAAGGGAGCAAGACGGAUGAGAAGAAGAAGAAGAAGAAGCAGCUUGUGUCUUUGUACGGUUUGACUUUGGUGGUCAUUUCACUUCAGGUAAUAUUCUAAUACAUUUCAUUGUAAAUGUGCACUGACCAAGAGAAUUAUUGAGAUGGAGGCAGUAAAAAUGAAGCAGGAGGUGUACUUUCUAAGGAGUUCAGAUACCCCCUCUCUAUCUCUCUCCAGAGACCAUAAAUACAAGCUAAGUAGAAGGAGAAUCGCAUAUUUAUGUUUUCCAGAAUCCAACCAUUCACUGAUGUAUGUCUUCGGGUCUUUGAUACGCCACACACUACAGCUAUGUCUCUGAAGAGUAAUUGUUUCCUGUAUGUAAAUUAUUAAUAGAAUGACAUAUUUGCAGCACAUCUUGUUGACUGUUUGAUGCACUUGUCUGAGACAAAAAGGUGCACUGCAGUAAUGUAACAUUGUGCUGUUUCUUGCAAAGGCAGCCUGCCACAAUGAAGAUUUGCCAGUGAUCAUAGUCACUUAAAAACAGUUUAGGGAAGAAUGUUUUCUUAAUUUCCUAAACUCUUUUAUUUGUUUUAGUUUGCCUUAUAUUUUUCAUUUCAGUUUUGAGUGUAAAUUUUGCCUUGGAGAAUUUUAAUGAUUCACAAUAUUAUUCAAGUGAGAGCCAUAUUGUAUUUAGGACAACUGAAUGAUCAGUUUCUAGUUCAACUUAAGUCCAGUAUUUCAUUGUGGGCUGGAACCACUGAAGGGUGAUUUGAUCUUUCUAUGAAUAGCGUGGCCAUGCAGUGCUAGGUGGUAUUAUUGAUUAUUUCAUUAAGAUUUACGUCUUAAUGUUUUUUCUACCAUUUUUACUGCGUUUUGUAUUCUUUUUAUCAUUAUUUUUUACUGAUACAUGUAAGCAAGUGAUAUUCAAAAAGGAUGGGGUCAGGCUAAAUUAAGCUAAGUUUGUUACAGCGUGUAUUUUAUUUUAAUUUUUUUUUUUAAUUCCCAAGUUGAAUUUGUAUGAUCUAUACAUGAAAUGGGGAGGCUGGCAGUUUGAGUUGCACUGGCAAAGCCCUUCCCGGGUGAACUGUGAUUCACAAAGCGCGAGAGCAAGAGAGGAAAGAAAAGACUGAAGAAAAGCCUGUCUCCCUGUCAGUCUCUGAAGUGAAAUGGAUGUGUAAUUUAUUAUCUAGAGAUGCCCGUCGUAAGCAGAAGAGCCGUGUAUGUGUUGUGGUAGAUUGUGAGUUGUAGUAUGUUUAAUGACAGCCUGACUGGGCGAGAUUGAAAACACUGCUCAGAUCUACUGUCAGACUGUCACUGGGUUGACGUACUGUACUAGUAGAGAUCUUUUUUUUUAACCACUGUUAUUGCUACUACUGUAAAGCAUUUGCAGAUUGCUUGUGUGUUAAUUUAUUAAUUUAUUGUGCAUUUUGCAGUUAAUAAUUGUAAAAAAAAAAAGAAGAAAAAAAAACCCAACAACAACCAAACAAGGAAACCUUCUCUCUACUAACAUUGAUGUAUGCAAACUGUCUUGAUUUUGUGAAGCAAUAUGACAGACGAUGCCAGUGUGAUGGUAAUGUGGUACAGUUCAUUUGGGAUACGCAAGAAUACAAGACGUUGUUAUUCCUGUAUUAUGGUAGACUUAAACUGUGGACAUAGAAUAAAUCAAGAAGUGAAA
Sebastes umbrosus (honeycomb rockfish) is the source of this 5327-nucleotide messenger RNA. It is a transcript of the gene gab2, whose product is annotated as GRB2-associated binding protein 2. Lineage: Eukaryota; Metazoa; Chordata; Actinopteri; Perciformes; Sebastidae. The transcript is spliced from 10 exons. Bases 809 to 2845 code for a protein of 678 amino acids. The record is from RefSeq and is a predicted model, not a curated record.